AUGGAGGAGUGCAGGCCGGACGAGGGGAGGGGUAGAGAGGAAGUUUACUUACGACGUAUGGUAAGAAAAGCUCGACUAAUCUGGCCGGUGCCACCGUCGUUAGCGCUGCUUGCCGCUGCUUAUAUUUAUUACGAUUUGUACUGGAAACGACGAUUGCUUCCGCCUGGGCCAACACCUUGGCUGUUUUUUGGCAAUCUUUUUCACUUCAUGUUCUAUCGGUCCAUUGAUGAAAUGUUCCUCGCAUGGAAACAAAAAUACGGCAAAAUAAUAACGUUUUGGAUUGGACCAAUACCGCUGGUGAUGGUGGCGGAUGUGGAAAUGAUGCGCGAAUACUUCGUACAAAAUGCAGAUGUGUUCAGCAAUCGGUGGCGCAAUCAUGCAACCGACUGCUUCAUGGGAGGCGCAUAUGGCAUAAUCCAGAUUGACGGCAAUAAGUGGAAAGAGCAGCGGCGUUUCACGCUCCGCGUACUACGGGAUUUCGGCGUUGGUCGGGCACUCAUUGAGCAACGCAUCCUAACGGAAGUUGAUUACUUUGUCGACUACUUGCAAGCGAAGUGUGAGCAUGGAGAGGAGGUGGACAUUUGCGCUAUGCAUUCGGUCUGCGUCGGAAAUAUCAUCAAUUCAAUUCUUUUUGGCUAUCGCUUUCCACAGGUCAACAAAGGCAGUGCCGAGUUCCGCUUCCUGCAUUCGUUGCUGGAUACACAGUCUCGACUGGUCAUACAUCCCUUGAUGGGCCUGUACGUCGUCCUGCCGUCUUCCACACGUCUACCACUCAUUAACUACAAAUGGAAACAGCUCAUGAAGUUGCGCGACGAACUGUGGAAAUUCAUAUCCAAGCAAGUUCAGGUCAAUCAGGCGUUCCUCCCUUGCCAUAGUUUUGUUGUUGUUAUUGCUGUUUAUAAUGUUUGUUUCUGCAGGAGCACAUAAAG
This is a messenger RNA of Gongylonema pulchrum, 929 nucleotides long. The record is from the annotation of a GenBank genome assembly. NCBI's taxonomy places the organism in Eukaryota, Metazoa, Nematoda, Chromadorea, Rhabditida, Gongylonematidae.